Messenger RNA from Aspergillus melleus, 711 nucleotides. RefSeq lists its product as uncharacterized. The transcript has 2 exons. Lineage: Eukaryota; Fungi; Ascomycota; Eurotiomycetes; Eurotiales; Aspergillaceae. The record is from RefSeq and is a predicted model, not a curated record. Bases 1 to 711 code for a protein of 236 amino acids.
AUGUCCACCACUCUGAAAUCGCGCAACCUUGAUCUAGAUUGGACACUCGAUGCCGCUUCCUCUCUCGCUGCAGUCGAGUCUAACGUUCUAGCUAAACCGCUGGAUCUAGAUGACCUACAACUUGUGGAAUUUGAUAUGCCUGACCUACAAGAUUUUGCCCGACACCUGUCUCCUCCCAUGUCCCAGGGAUCACUACAAUCUCCGACCAAUGUCACCCCUCGUCCAACAGGUUUUCCACACAACGCCAAUGCCUUCAGUCAGUACCGCGAGGCCCAUUCGAUCGCUCCACAAAGGUCGACACAACAGGGUAUGUCGUGGGGUUUGGCAGGAUACAGCCCAGCCAUUUCUACCAAUGCUUGCACGAACCCUAAGAGCAUUCACCAUCUGCCGGGAAGAGACAUACUCGGCCAUUCUGUCAAUUGCACCGAGUUGCUACCAGACAAUGCCUCCGUUACCGUUGUAGAGGGCGUGGGUGAAAUGAAGAAGGUCCAAACUAAAAGUGAAUCAUCCCAAGCCAAGGUCUUCAAGUGCAGGUGGGAAGGCUGCCUAGAGAAAAGGAACCACUUCAGACGCGAGGUUGAAUUGAUGCGACAUAUCAAGACUAUCCAUGUGUCGCCUCAAGCCUAUCAGUGUGACGAGUGUAACAUGUUUUUCAAUAGGAGAGACAACCUAGAGGCACAUGCUCGUCGUGUCCAUCAAGAUCGUGGGUGA